AUGGAGUCGUCUCCAGAUUGGAGUAGCUUUGCUUUCAUUCAUUCCGAAUAUCCAACCUACGAGCAUUUUCAUGCCAACCAUGACAGCGUUGCCACUGACUCUUCGAAUCACUCUCCUGGGUACAGCAUCGUCCAUUCACCACCAUUCACAUUCCUUGUUGGACCUAAUCAUGACAAAUUGACAAUACAAUCGGGUCUUGCCCGCCAUGUCUCCCAACCGCUCGAUCAUCUCAUGAACAAUGGCCUCACCAGGGAGUCCAAGCAUCAUAUUGCUGUUCUAGAGGACGAGGAUGUCGAGACCUUUGUGGCCUUUUGCGAGUAUGCCUACACGGGCGAUUACAGCGUGCCUACACCGGGAUCUCGCAAGGGUGAGAAGGAUGAGCCCAGCAAUGACCCGACGUUCAAUGAGAUGUUCUCGAAUCCCAAUCCCUUCGCCUCGGCCGUUCCUCCCCCAGCACCAUCUCCUCCCCCGUCUGCCAAGUUUUCGGACAGGAACCUGGACGUGCCAGAUAGUGGGGACUCGAAGACUGCCGAGGCAACUGAGGCGUCGGCGCAGCCGCAGAAGGAGGGCAAGGACGUGAAGGAUGCAAACGACGACGUGGGAGAGGAUGUUGCGGCACCCGAUGAUCCGCCACAGGAUCUGGCAUCAAACUGUGACGAGCCAAGUGAGCAGCCUCUGGCUACCUCUGCUGCCGAAGAGGGGUUUUUCUGGGGUCUCGAGGAGGACGCCACGCCCUCGAAGGGCAAGAAAGCGAAGAAGUCAAAGAAGGGCAAGAAGAAACAGCAAGGUGGUGCGACGGCAGAGGAACCAAUGUCUAACCUGACUCCUCCAACAACCCCUCCUCCUGGAAAUCUUGAUGACCAGAUUGAUAGCCCGCUCACAGUCGAGACUACUACAAUGCUGGAUGAUCCGAUCCCAGUGAUGGAACCUACUAAAGUAGAUGAGGCAGUGGAGGUUGUGGAAGUUCCUGAGCCCACUGGAGCGGACCAGUCCCCUGAUGCUGCUGCACUGUCGGAUACUGAGAGUUGGGAUCGAGCAACUUCUGUGCCUCCCAAUGUCAAGGGCACCCUCAAUCAGAAGGUGGAGCUUGAUCACGACAGUCAAAAGCAGGACAAAGUCAAGGAAGAGGUUGCGUCUCCCCGAAGCCAGAUGAAAGCGUUCAUUGACACCUCUUUCGCCAAGCAGCUGUAUCUUUCGCGCCGCCCAACUGGAGUUGGUCUCUGGGAUGAGUUUGUGAGCUUGGACUAUUUUGAUCAUCCCUCGACCUAUGGGACAAGGCCACUCACCCCAACCGCGACACACUCGGAUCCAACCAAGUCAGAUCUCCCAUAUCUUAUCUUCCACGCCAAGCUGUACGUUUUCGCUGUACGAUAUUUGAUUCCCGGUCUGGCGCAGUUGUGUCUCCGAAAGCUUCACGCGGAUCUGCUGCGCCUGGCUUUUCCUGAUCCGAAAGACGGCGAAGGGAAGGAAGAGCGAGCUGCUUUGACCGCAACCAAGGGCAGAAUGGUCCUUGACCUUCUCCACUUCACCUACACCAAGACGACCCGUCUGGAGCCAAUUUCACCAACCUCGGCCACUCAGCUUCGCGACAACGAGCUUCGGAAACUCGUUGUACACUACGCAGCCUGCAAGGUGAGAGAGCUCGCAGAAUACUGCGGUCCAAUGGAAAGUAUAGUAAGCUCGCCAUUCCCUUCACCAGUGGACAAACGGCCACGAAUGGCGGAUCGACCUUCCAGCCGUGGUUUCCGCGCGCUCUUGGAUUCGACAACCGAACUUGCCUCGGACUUGGUCUUCCGCAUGGUGUGA
This is a messenger RNA of Aspergillus fischeri NRRL 181, 1806 nucleotides long. RefSeq lists its product as uncharacterized. The coding region runs from base 1 to 1806 and encodes 601 amino acids. The transcript is spliced from 2 exons. The record is from RefSeq and is a predicted model, not a curated record. NCBI's taxonomy places the organism in Eukaryota, Fungi, Ascomycota, Eurotiomycetes, Eurotiales, Aspergillaceae.